Messenger RNA from Gigantopelta aegis, 705 nucleotides. RefSeq names its product zinc finger protein 57-like. Bases 83 to 529 code for a protein of 148 amino acids. The record is from RefSeq and is a predicted model, not a curated record. NCBI's taxonomy places the organism in Eukaryota, Metazoa, Mollusca, Gastropoda, Neomphalida, Peltospiridae. The transcript has 3 exons.
CUCUGUGAGAAAGCAGAAAGUUACAGCAGGACCUUCUGCUGGUCUGACAUCAUCUGCUCCGGGAUCUUCCGCUCCGGCAACAAUGACCGACUUGUCUGGAGUGGGUAGGAAGUUUGGUAUCAAGAUCAACAUCGUGCCGGGCAGCGAGGUCGUCAAGUGUCAGCUGCGACUACGCACGUGCAUCUACUGCGGCACAUUCAGAACGAGGCUGGCCGGGGUGCUGAAGAUGCAUGUCAACGAGAAACACAGGUACAGGUGUAAAGCCUGUCACAGGGCCUUCCCAGACAAGAGGGCGGAGCGACUCCAUCGUCUUUGGUGGCACCAGAAUGAGCAGCAUCACUGUGUGCAGUGCUGCAAGACGUUCGCGUCCCACAAGGCGUACAGGAGUCACGGCAAGUGUCAGCAGCACAGUCUGGUGCUCCGAGCUCGGGCAGAUGUCUUCAACCAGGUGAUCAGCAUCUUGGGCAAAUCAAGUACAGACGGCAAAUACAUGCUGGUUACAGUUAUACGGUGUCAGACAUAUGAUUAAGGACCACACAGAUAAUGAGAGACCACCCCUGCAAUUGGCAAUGCCGUGGAGACUGCCGUGUAUUUUUUCGUUCUCUGUGGCAUUGUUUUGCCGUGGACUAUAUUGGAUUUUUUUUUUCAAGAUGUAUUAUUUCAUUAUUGUUAAAAAUAAAAUAUACUUUGUGAACUGAACAUAGA